This is a messenger RNA of Striga asiatica, 1980 nucleotides long. The record is from the annotation of a GenBank genome assembly. Lineage: Eukaryota; Viridiplantae; Streptophyta; Magnoliopsida; Lamiales; Orobanchaceae.
CCACCACCACCAUCCGCCUCGGAAUCGGCGCUGCCCUUGCCGGUCAAGGUGACCGUCGACUCGCUCGUACAAUCCCUCGACUCAAUUACCGCUGGAAGAAUCGUCGCCGAGACCUCCGUGCUGUCGGGCCCAAAAUCAAUCCCACAACCGCCACCUAAGCUACAUGUCCGCCGGCCGUCACGACCACUGAAGCACCCACUCCUUCACGUGCCUCUCGAACACCGCCGGAAACGCGCCGAACGUGGGCGUACCAUUACCCCGAUGCUCCGAAAUUUUUCGAUCUCACCGUCGAGAGGUCUAAGGGCCAACGGAAGUCGUCUGAAGUGGCGGCUUCAUCGUCAUAGCCGAAGGCCUCGCCGACGAUACCGAAACCGACCACCAUCGCAAAGCAGCCGCACCUCACCGUCACCUGCCACCUCCAAACAGCCCCCGGUCAAAUCGAAACAGCCCUCAGUCAAAUUGAAACGGGCCCCGGCCACAUCGAAACAACCCCUAACCAACUCUAACGAGUCACCGGCUGACGAGACCACACCGCCAGCCACUCGAACUCCGUCUCGAACAGCAUUCAGGACACCCGUAAAACGAACCCGAGCCUCACCGGAGGGCUUUGGAACACCAAAGGAGGCCCCUGCAUCUAAGCGGGCUCGAGGAGGCACAUCAAAGGCCCGAGAAGCAUCCCCGGCAUCUGAACCAGCGGCACGGCAGCCGUGCGUGUACCGUCGAGGCUUGUCCUCCUCUGCGCCAGGAGGAUCGUCGUCAAUUGCAUCCCCUCCACCGGUCAGGCCCCGGUACGCCAAUAUUCAUGGGCUCACUUUUGGGAGUGCUAUACAAUUCUCCACGUAUGAGGAUUUGAUUUCCCGAGAACUGAAGCCCACCAUUUUUAUCGACCACGGCGUGUUGGUUGAACUCGGGCCACAUCGAGGAAGACGGCAGGUCGGUUUCCGUCUUGGUGGUGUUGAUUAUACGUGGCGGGAUGAUGACUUCGCCGCCGCAUUCGGACUGCCCGAGGAUACACUCGACGAGGCUACAGGCUUCUCCCGGUCAUCUAAGAGUGCUCAGAUUCGCAACCCGGCGUUAAGAUACAUGCGGCGGAUGAUAAUCUAUCUCGUCACCGAUCAGUAUGAAAAUCGGCACCUAACUAUACCUGCUAUCCUCGCCGGACUAUUUCCAGUCAAUUCGCGUCGUGACCCCAUCGCGGUAAGGGGAUUUGUGACAUGCUUAGUCGAGCAUCUCGGGGUCAAUUUGCACGGGAGGAAGGCGAUUGGAGAAGUGACACACUUUGAUCUGCAGAUGCUGGAGCAAAUUGGCGACGUGAAGAAAGAGGCCGACACCCGCUAUUGGAUGGUGUCAGCAGAGGAGAGGCUGCCUUUGCCCAAUCGCUCUUUCGUUGACCUCUCAGUCGCGGCUAUUCACGCCGCCUUCCCCGAGCAGCCGGAGCAGGUCCUAGAAGAACAGCCGCAACCGGAGCAGGUCCUAGAAGAACAGUCGCAACUGGAGCAGGUCCCAGAAGAACAGCAACAGACGGAGCAAGUCCCAGCCGAGCAGCCGCAACCGAUCUCAGACCACCCAGCAGUCCGGCCAUCCGGCUCCGACACAUCAGACUCCGACGUCCGCAGGGAGUUUUGCUGCGAGCUCAAGUCGCGGAGUUGGAGCACGAGUAGCAGCGCCUUCGGGAUCUCAUUUAGGACUUUCUGGAUGGGCGGUGUCAGGCGGACCCGGGCCCUUCCCAUUAAUGCCGCCGACCUUGCCAACCGCACACACUGGAAUGCCAUCUAUGACGAGGGAAAUAAUCUCAAAAUCACUACAUCAACAAUCAGCUGCAUAUACAUAUACGGGCAGCCAACGUCUAGCCCCUACAGGCAACCAACAACCAGCCCCACUCCACACUUACCAAAAGGACAUUGUCCUCAACGGCACGACACUAAAAUUGCAAACAAAAAGAAAAUAAAAACAAAGAGGGUUUACGAACUUCCCUCGUCA